Molecule: messenger RNA, 1067 nt
Organism: Thamnophis elegans (Western terrestrial garter snake)
Lineage: Eukaryota; Metazoa; Chordata; Lepidosauria; Squamata; Natricidae
Product: ficolin-2-like
Exons: 8
Coding region: 16-927 (303 amino acids)
Source: RefSeq, a predicted model, not a curated record
AGUCCAGUGGGCACCAUGAGGAGAGCGGGAGAACAAAUGGGUCUCUUCUUCCUGUUCUGCCUGAUUAUCGCAACCUGUCGAGGGGCACAGGAAUCCUCCUGCCCAGAGUUGAAGGAGCUGGGCCUGGAUGGCAAUGAGACAAUAGCCAUUGUGCGGGGGAGUCAAGGCUUGCCAGGACCACAAGGGCCACGGGGCCCCCCUGGCGUUCCAGGGCCCAAAGGCAAGAAAGGCAACCCAGGAGCAAUUGAUGAGAAGAAGCUGGAGGCUCUUCAAUGCAAGCGAGGUGCCCCAAACUGCAAAGAGCUCUUGAAAAGAGGGACGAUUCUGAGCGGCUGGUACACCAUCUACCCCCAGGACUGCCAGCCCCUGCAGGUGCUGUGCGACAUGGACACUGAUGGAGGCGGAUGGAUUGUCUUCCAAAGGAGGUCGGAUGGCUCGGUCGACUUUUUCCGCAAUUGGGCUGCCUACAAGAGGGGAUUUGGAAACCAGCUGACUGAAUUCUGGUUGGGGAAUGACAACAUUCACCACUUGAGCUCACUGGGAAAGAAUGAAUUGCGUGUCGACCUGAUUGAAUUCGACAACAAGCAAUCCUUUGCCAAAUAUGCGUCCUUCCAGGUGGCGGCAGAAUCUGACUGGUAUCGGCUUACUCUGGGCGCCUUCAUGGGCGGCUCUGCAGGUGACUCCCUGUCCUUCCACAACAACAUGCCCUUCUCCACCCGAGAUAAACAGCAGGACCCCCAGAAGUUCAACUGCGCUGAGAAGGGCCAAGGGGCCUGGUGGUACCAUGAAUGCCACCACUCCAACCUCAAUGGGAGAUACUGGCUGGGAGAACACAAGACUCGCGGGGACGGCAUCAACUGGGGUACUGGGAAAGGCCAGUACUACUCCUACAAGCGCUCCGAAAUGAAAAUCCGGCCUGUGUCUUAGGUGGCUCUUUCAGCUGACGGGCCUUUUUCUUUCUGAGGGUUUCCAAAGGGCAUCUAGUCCAUCCCCUCUGCAUUUGAUUUGCUGCUUUGAGACAGAGCUUGCAUUUUACAAAAUUUACAUGAUUAAAUGGUCUUUAAAUA